Onychostruthus taczanowskii (white-rumped snowfinch) is the source of this 9345-nucleotide messenger RNA. RefSeq names its product PAS domain containing repressor 1 (gene PASD1). The transcript is spliced from 22 exons. Gene Ontology annotation, cellular component: CLOCK-BMAL transcription complex; nucleus; cytoplasm. Gene Ontology annotation, biological process: regulation of transcription by RNA polymerase II; circadian regulation of gene expression. Lineage: Eukaryota; Metazoa; Chordata; Aves; Passeriformes; Passeridae. Gene Ontology annotation, molecular function: DNA-binding transcription factor activity, RNA polymerase II-specific; protein dimerization activity; RNA polymerase II cis-regulatory region sequence-specific DNA binding. The record is from RefSeq and is a predicted model, not a curated record. The coding region runs from base 315 to 2804 and encodes 829 amino acids.
CGCAGCCCGCGCCCCCCGUGCGCCCACCCCGCGCCGCGCAUCGCCGGCACUGCCCCCCGCCCUGCCCGCGCUCAUGCCAUGUCACCGCCGGGCAGCGGGACCCCGCGGCGAGCGGUAACCCCUGUCGCCGGGGGGGCACCGCGCCGGGGCUGGGCAUGGCACUGAGAGCGACUCCGGGACGCGCAUCUUCCUAGACGGAUUAAUUUUUCUCCGUCUCUAUUUACAUGGUGAUAAGAAGUGCUAAUCCCACUCUGUCAGUCUGGACUGAUGAAUCUGAGGAAUAGAACAGAGCCCUGUGUUGUGUAAACGAACUGAUGGAUGAAGAUGAGAAGGACAGGGCAAAGAGGGCAUCACGCAACAAAUCCGAGAAGAAGAGGAGAGACCAGUUCAAUGUCCUCAUCAAAGAGCUUUGCACGAUGCUGCAGGGCCACGGCCACCCUCUCAAGAUGGACAAGUCCACAAUACUGCAGAGGACCAUCGACUUCCUACAGAAACAGAAAGAAAUCACAGCACAGACAGAAGCCUGUCAGAUUAGACAAGACUGGAAGCCUUCAUUUCUUAGCAACGAGGAGUUCACCCAGUUGAUGUUAGAGGCACUAGAUGGCUUUCUCAUUGCUCUUACCACUGAUGGGAUUAUUAUUUAUGUAUCUGAUAGUGUUUCAUCUCUGCUAGGACACUUACCGUCAGAUUUGGUGGACCAAAAUAUAUUAAACUUUCUGCCUGAGGGGGAGCAGAGCGAGGUGUACAAGCUACUUUCUCCACAUGUGCUCAUGACAGAUCCUGUUGCAGCUGAUUUUCUAAAUGCAGAAAAACAAAUAGAGUUUUGUUGCCAUUUAGCAAGAGGCAGCUUAGAUCCAAAUGAACCCCUGAUGUAUGAAUAUGUGAAAUUUGUAGUGGAUUUUAAAUAUUUUACUCAUGUGCCUACACCCUCCUGUAAUGGCUUUGAGUCAGCUAUUGCACGGGCUUUCAGGUCAGCCACGGAGGAGCAGAUCUGCCUGGUAGCCACCGUUCGCCUGGUCACGCCGCAGUUCCUGAAGGAGCUCUGCAACGUUGAAGAGCCAUGUGAAGAAUUUACAUCGAGGCAUAGUUUAGAAUGGAAGUUUUUAUUCUUGGACCACAGGGCUCCACCUAUUAUAGGAUAUUUACCCUUUGAGGUUCUGGGAACGUCAGGGUAUGAUUACUACCACGCAGAUGACCUGGAGCUUCUUGCUAGGUGCCAUGAACACUUGAUGCAGUUUGGAAAAGGAAAAUCCUGUUACUACCGGUUCCUGACCAAAGGGCAGCAGUGGAUAUGGCUGCAGACACACUACUACAUCACCUACCACCAGUGGAACUCCAAGCCUGAGUUCAUUGUUUGCACUCACCUGGUAGUUAGUUAUGCAGAAGUUCGGGCUGAGAGAAGACGAGAUCUUGGCCUCGAAGAGUCAUCAAUUGAACUGGCAUCCUCUUCUCUAAAGAGCCACAGCAGCUACCUGGACGUGGGGCAGUGCGGCAGCAGCCAGGACGCCAGCCGGGAGGGAGUGUCACUGUCCUCGCACAGCUCCCGGCGCUCCUCGCACACCACCCUGUCCGACUCCACCUCCACGUCGUCCAUGCGGCGCACGGACAGCAGCACGCCCAGCCGGCCGGCGGUGCCGGGGGACAAGGCGGCGCUGCGGCUGGCAGCGCCCGGGAGCGCGCAGGCCAUAGCCACUCCUCAAGCCCAUGGUGAGCCUGUCUCCCAGCACCCCGUGGCUCAGCUGGCAGUGCCCUCCCAGCACCCUGUCAUGCCAGUGUACCAUUUCCCCACCCAGCUGGGGAUGAUGCACCAGCUGAAGGAGCAGCUGGAGGAGAGGACUCGCAUCCUGCAAGCUGACAUCAAAACACAGCAAGAGGAGCUCCAUGUCAUCAAGGAGCAGCUCCAGCUCGUGCAGGACUCCAACCUGCAGAUGCUGAUGCAGCAGCCGAUCCCGGUCAUCGUGAACAGCGUGCAGCAGCCCAGCCCCCGGCGGCCGCCGGGCGCGCCCAGGCACUCCGCAGCCAAGAAGUCACCGCAGCCAGCCCUGGCGGGGACAAAGCACUACUGCAGCACCCACCUGCUGUCACCGCACCCAUUCCUCAGGGACCCCUGUGGCACAGCCCCCCAGGUACAGCAGCAGAAGCAGCAGCACCCAAUGAGAGGAAGCCAAGGGCAGCAAACGUGUGUGCCAGGGCAGGCGAGCAUCCCAGUGCCCUUCUACAACAGCCCCAUGGUGCUCUCCCAGGCACAGCCCAUCGCCGUGGCCGCAGCCGCGCCGACUGACAGCAGCGAGAGGCAGCCUGCAGCUGACUACAGCCAGGACAGGAGCCUCAGGAUGCUGUUGGAUCAGUCCAUCCAAGCCAUGAUGCCCGCAGCCAACAGCAGUUGCCAGCCCGUGCAGAGCAGUGCCAGCAGGCAGCCAGGAAAGUUUGUUGCGGAGCAGCAGACCCUGCCUCCCCCGGCGCAGGGGCAGCCGGCCACCUGCAGCAGCGCCCGGGCUCCGGCCCCGCCGCCCAUCUUCUCCCCGCCUCUGGUGAUCCCGCACGGCAGCUUCACCUCCCAGCAGGCCAGCACACCCGUUCAUCUGCACCAGUGGCCACAGCAGCAGGUUCAGCAGCACCGCCUCUACCUUCAGAUGCAAGGUCCUGAGCUGGUGCCCGGGGCUCCGACGCCGCGCAUUUUCCAGCCGCCCCACACCCCGCAGCAGAACCCCCUGAGCUACUUCCUCCACCCGCAGCAGCAGAGCCACCACACGCAGGGCCAGCCCUGCAACCUGCCUGACCUGCCCGAGAUGCAGCUGCCCUGAAAGUGGCUUCUGGGAGACGAGGAGCACACGGCUGCGGCCGCGGCGCGCGGGAGAGCACGGCGCCGGCAGAGCACGGUACGGGAGAGGUCGGGCUCCGUGGGGACGUGGUGCCUGGAGGGAUUGGUGGUCCGACAGGGCUGCAUGGCUGCAGGGGCCUCGUUUGUUGGCAUUUCCGUGCAGCCAGCCCCUGAUGCUGCUCUGGCAGCAGGGUGUGCCCUGGCCCAGCGCCGUGGUGCCCCUGGAAGCGGUGGCUGUCUUGCUGCAGGGAGGGGAGUAUCAGGCCGUCACGAAGCUCGGUUUGCAAUGGAAAAAAUCCUUUUUCCAUUCAGGACUUCAAUGCUGAAAGUCACUGUGAAUUUAAGCCCAGCAUUUGGAGCACAUAGACUGUACCAGUCCACAGGACACCAUUGGAUUACCAUGUACAUAACUCGUUUUGCUGUAGUAGGUCCAUUGUGAAUUCUUUUUCCUUUUUCUAUACCUCAGUCCCGCAGGUUUUUUUUCCAGGAGUUUGGAUAAUGCUGCUAAUUUACAUAACACCACUUUUGCCUGAAUUUCUUACUGUUGUUAUACCAGCUCACAUCGCAGCUAGUUCAAUAUUUGUCAUGUUUUAUUUUUGGUUAACAGUGAAGAUAAAUUUGUAUGGUUUUUAUUCCCUGUAGCCAAAUAUUUUUCAGGUUACAGACAAAGAAUCUUUACUCCUUUUUUUUUUUUUUGUUUCAAGUGAUGUAGUUGUAAAUGUUUCUAUUCAUAAAAACAAACAAACAUGCAUAGAACAGCAUAUGACAGCAAACUUUGUGGUUUUGCUAGGUCAUGUUUCAAUUUGGCAAACCCAAAAUGUAUAAUCACAACACCACAAUGUUACAAGCCCAUAGGGUCAGCAAUAAAUUGUAUUUUUGUAAAUUGUCACUUUUUAACUGUAAGUUUAUAUUUAUGAAUUGAAAAGCCAGUUUAUUCCUCAGUGGGUGUAUAGUUAAGUGUCCCUACUGUUUGUGUCUUUCCAAAGGAAAAAUUUAAAAGUACAUUUUUGGAGUGUUAGUAGCUGAGUACUAACUUUGGGCAUUGUUAGAGCCCAAAUGUAGAUGGGUUUGGCCAUUACUAUAAACUUUGCAAGACAGUGAAGGCAGUGGGUAGUUAGGACCAGGUCCAUCUAGCAGUAAAGAUCUAACUGGCAGAUAGAGCAAGGUUUAGAGAGGAGUUAGUUCCUAAUGUUUAGUUCCUAAUGUCUGUUGAAACCUAGUAAAGAAUGCUUGGUUUUGCCUUUUUUUUUUUUUUUUUAAUAUGAUGAUUUGGGGUUUUUUUUGUUUCCUUCUUUUCCUUCUGCAAGCCCCUUCCUGGGCGCCUUGCAGCGCUGCAGCAGCUGGUGUUCCUGGUGUUGCUGGUGGAGCAGCUUGUGGCACGAGCAGCUGCCAGCAGCCCUGUGUUUCAAGAAAAGGGCACAGCACCAGGGGCUGUUCCCAGCAGCUUGUCCUGGGCACGGGGAUGGGGUUUUGCUGUGCCACAUUGCCUGCGGAGUGGCAGUGGGAGGAAAGGCUGCUGGAGCUGGGGCCAGCCAGGAGCUUUCAGAGACUGGUGCAAUGCCCUAGGGUGCUUCGGUGUUUUGGCCAGGGCAGAGGUGGACUUGUGAACAAAGCUGUGCCAACCCCUGGCUGUUCAUGGGUCACCUCCCUUGGGCAGAAGCAGGUGCAGGGGUUGCCUUUGACUGGGACACUGAAUGCACAGCUCCCAGGGCUACCAGACACGAUGGAUCCUGGGCUGCAGAGCUGCUCACGUGCAGCGUUCUGGGGCAUGCAGCUGGCCACAGAAUGGAGGCAAUGAGAUGCCCAAGAGCCUGGGGUUCAUUGUUGGGGCUCGUGCCUUGUCAGCACAGUCCCUGGCUGGGCCCCUGCCCACCCAGCACAUGCAGCCCCUGGGUGCUGGGCAGCCACGCAGCUGCUCUUGGACACAGUCUGAGCCAGCCCCUCCAUUUCAAACCAGGAUGAGAAAUGGUGGCUACAGCAGAGCCAUGGGGGCCGCCUCACUGCUGGUAGUGGCAUUUGGAACACCUGCCUCUGUGGGGCAAUCUGGGGCUGAAAUAUUAACACCUGGGGCUUUGCUGCUCUGCAGGUUUGUUCUGCAGGAAGGGCCAGCACAGAGCCUUCAGGAUAGGAACACUUGUUUUUAAAGCACUAUUAGUUUCAGGGUCUCCUUUUCCCCAUUCUAAGGCAGCCGGGUUGCUCAUGAGGAUGAGGUAGGAGGGGGUUGUAUUUUUGGGAGUUGUUUGUGGGAUUUUUUCCCACCAUAGCCUUGGCACAUACCAUUAGAGGGGAGGCAAACAUAUAUCUGUGUUAGGGCUCCAGCAUUGCACAGUUUGUGGCUCAGGGUGGCUGGCUGGAGGGAAAGGCUGUGAUUUCCCUGGCUUCCCCAUUAAACCUGCAUCACCCCAACACAUCCCCAAGGCUGGUCUGCAGUGCCCCACCACCACACCCAGCCAUGGCAGGUGGCAAUCAAAUGGCUGGGGUCAGGGCCUUGAGGGGUGUAUUUUUUAACAGGGCUUGGUAGGGACAGAGCUGAGGCAGAGCAGUUUUCUGGCAUUGCUGUGGCUUUGACAGUGAGUCAAAAAAAAACAAAAUAGACUUGGGAAGGGAUUCUGGGGGAGGUGGGGGGCAGUAGGUGCACCAGACAGGGCCCAGCUCUGGGCACAGCCCUGCUGAUGGCAGCUGGGCUGCAGGGACAGAGGGCUGGGGGCACAGCCCCUGCUCACAGCUCCCAGUGAGGAGCACAGGAGCUUGGUGAGGAUGUUUACAUGUUAGACCAGCCUUGCUAAAACCAGACCUAAAAACGCACUUUAUCAUGUGCCCCCUUAUUCGCAGAGCCCCCCCAGCCGCUGGCCUCGCUGCUGGUGGGUGGGGGCUGCUCGUCCCAGGCACUGCCUCACGGGCAGGGCCUUGUUUUCUCAACAUGUUCCAAAGGACAAAAUCCCACCGACCCUUUCGGGGCUUGCUGGGUCUUUGCUCAGUCUGCCUGCAGCCAAGGGCAAGGCCGAGUCAGGGCCAGGGGGGUUUUGCCUUAUAUUGUCACUCUCAAAAAACCAGAUGGAUAAAAAAAAUCUCUUUAUUCAGGUUGAUUUGUAUUUGUUUACCUCGGUGUUAGCUAUGACCUGUGCUUUUAUGACUCAUUUGGAAUUGAGGGUUGCUGGUGGGUUUGGUUCACUCCCCCAGCCUUCUACAAGAAAACGUAAGUGUGAGUUGUUGGUGACGAGCAGAGGGCAGGGAUGUGACUGAUGGCAGCAGGGUUGGCCUCCAGUGUCGGUGUUGACCUAUCAGUCAUAAAUGUUCUGAGGUUUUCUAGUACACAAGUACCUAUAUACCAUAACUAUAUAUAGAUAUACGUAUUUUUAAUAUACAUUUAUAUGUAUGCAGAUGUAUAUCUCUAUAUAAAUAUAUAUAGGCCACACAAUUCCAGACCUCUGAAAACACAGGCAGCUUUAAAUAAUAAAGUCUUGCACUUUUAGCAUAUUUGUACAUAUAAGCUAAAGCCUGGUGGGUAUAAUCAGGCUGAUUUGACAAACACAAUGAGAAGUUACUGUAUAUAUUGUAUAUAGUCCACGCAAGGAAAAAAAAAAGAAAAUAAGAAAAACUCUAGAAUUGAGUAUAAAUCUUGGUUUAUUUUAUAUGAUGUUGAAUAUAAAUACAUUUAUAAAUGUUACUAUUCUUAAAAGUAUUUUGUAAUGGGAAAAAGUAAGUGUCUUAUGAAGAUGAACAGUAAAGAUUUUAUUCUUGUUUUGAAUCUAUGUCCCUGCAGAGCUCCAUUGAAUGGGAGCCCAUGCAUUUUGACAAGCUUUAAACAGAUUGUACAUAGUAUUUAAAAAAAAUUAAGAAGAAAUAAAAUAAUACUUGUAGGACCUCUUACACACUAUGUACUCUUGUUAUUCCCUGGGUGGGGUGGGUCUGUUAGGGAUCUGAUCCCUACUGUGCAGGAGAGGCAAGAGCAGCAGCCACUGUGUCCAUGCACAUGGACAGCUGAGGGGACGGGGCUCAGGACAAGAACUGGGAUUUCUGUGACCAGUGCCAGAGGCAAGAGGAGCAACACAUAAAUUAGAAAGAACAAGGCAUCAGGGUCUGCACACUGUGUUUGUAUUUGGAUGGACAAAGCUGUACUCAGGCUUCAAAACCCCGAGCUUUCCUCCUCUUCUGGGAGGAAAGGAGCUUUGGCUUGCUCCUUGUUUUGCAAAGCACUGACUAAAUGUGGCUUUAACAUGACAAACACUCUUGAAGGAACUUCCACAGCAGGCCAUCACAGGAAAUAAUGCCUCAAACACAGGGGUUUUUUACUUAAGGGAAACAAUAUUUUAUUUAACACCCCAUUUGUCUUACAGUACCUCUGCAUACAACACAUUGUAUAAAAGCCAAUCUGUCAACACAAAUGUGCUGCCGUCUUGGUAAAGUGACAAAGCACUAGCAAAAAAGACAAAAUAGCCUAUUUUUCUGGAAACAAGUCAGAGUAUUUCCUUCUGUUUUAGUCCAGAUAACAACAGCAAUCACAAUCAAGAACCUUGUAUGGUACAAUUGGAUGAGAAACUUCUGAUAAAAUCAACACACAGCUAUUUCUUAGUCACUACAGUAGCAAACUCUUUUAAAAUUACAUUAUUAUUUAGCCAUUAGAGUGAUGAACAAGUGGCUUGUUUUAGAAAUUGAUGGAAACAGAAAGUGAUUUUUCUGUAUCACAUGGCAGCAGCCACUUCCAUGUCCUGGAAAAUGCUACCGGUUUAAUUAUCAUCAGUUGUCCCCCAUGGUGGAAAGAGCUGGUAUUUUUCUUAUGUGAUCUGUUCCCUCCCCUCACAUGCCCAAGCCCCGAGCUGGGCACACAGAGGCCAAGCAGGCAGUUCCAAGUGGGGGUCAGGGCUGUCACUGGUCACCCAGAGCACAGGGAGCAGUCAGGCUCCAGAGCAGCACAUUCCAUAUGGCAAGACCGGGAACAUCACAGCUCUGCUGGCUGUGUCCCCAGGCUACUGGUUAGCUCUGACAAAAGGCAUCUAAGCACACAGCAACAACGGCCCAGCACAAGGAGGGACCGUGCACUGUCCCCCACAGGCACUGCCAGUGUGGCAGGGGGACCAUGACACAGCUGCCCAGUCACACUGCAGCAGGCACUGCAAUUGUCAAGCUGGACAAACAGCAUCAGUGGUUGUAGCAAUCUACAGGUGUCUAUUUUGUACUGAAUGAUGCACCUUCAUUUAUCUCCUAUGACUGAACCUGAAAAUAAAGGCAGAAAACUUCAUGGAGACUUACAGAAAAAACAUAACACAGGCGAGUGAAAUGACACAACAACUCACUUAACCAAGCUGCUUCCUGUUCAUGUGCACACCCAGCACCCUCAGGUGAUGUGACUGGAGUCUGGGGCCAUCUCUGUGUCACCAACUUCACCUGGCCAAGAAGCAGCACAGCACAGAGAUCUCUGUCCUUGACUCUGCAGGGCUUUGAAGUCAAGGCAUUGUUCUCCAGGAAUGAAGGAAGGCAAUCAUCUGCUGUUGCUUUAACUCCACCAGCCCCAGCUAAACCUGCAUCUAUCUGUUAGCCAGCCUGUCUGGAAUAGGGAUGCAAGGAGCUGGAAUAAGAAAGGGAAGGUAAGAAGCUAGACACUAACUCCAGAGUUCCUCUGGCACAAGCAGAGCUCAGCCUAUGGUACACUGAGGUACUAGCUCAGCAAACACCUCUGGGUUACACUCCUUGGAAAUCACUGGCACUUGCUACAUCUACCUCUCCCCAGACAAUCAGCUCGUGAUCCAGAGGUUCCAAAAGGAAGAACCUGCCAGCUGGGCCAUUGCCUGAGUGCUGCCAGCCUACUGGAAGUGACCUCACUCCACCCUCCAUCCUGCUGAGACUGGAUGCCUGGUCACUGUGACUAGUUUUCCUGGAUCAGCCUGCAGGUGUAUUACAGGAACAAUUUAAAGGCACCACCCCUUUUGGGAAAAAAUAUAAAUAAAUUUAAUAAAUAAAUCCAUGCAGUUAAUAAAAGUUAGUGUUCCCCCUUACAUCAUAGCCUUAAAUCUAUUUUGAUAUAUAUGCUCUUCAUACAUGGAUAUGACAUCUGACAAGAGCUACUACCCAGCUGGCAAAGGCUCUACAGUCUCUUGGGUGGGCACUAAAAGAAAAGGGCAUUGUACAAACUGAGCACCUUUUUACAACCAGGUAACAACAGAAGGUUGUUGUACUUUGCAAGUUCCUUCACCUUCUUCUGCACUUAGAUCUUCACAUCUUGGCUCUCAGUCAAAAAAGUCCUUGAGUUUUAAGACUUUCAUAUCUCUGUUACUUUCAUUAGCAAAUAGUUCACAGCUUUGGCUACUUGUUGACAUAAACAGUAUCUCUCAUAAACCAACAAAAGCUUUUGGUAUGGGCAGCUGUAUCUAUUCUUAUGAGGCUGCAUUAGUUUAAUCGUGGCUAUUUGCAGAAUUACUCACUGAUUAAACCUUAUCUGGGUACAUCCUGGACUAGGAAAACAUUAUCUGCUUUGUAUUUCUGAACAACUUUGUGAAAACAUUUUUAAAAAGUAAUACAGUGUGGCC